AUGAUCCAGCUCAACUGCUCAUCCCCAGAUUCCCUGUACAUAACUGUGAAUGCAUCAUGGUGCCCCGAAGGGAACAAGUGCCUUAGCACAGAAGACAUGGCAGACCUUUGUCUGAGCCGCAGAGCUUACCUGGAGAAGAACAUGGGGCCUUGCCAUUCUCCCCUCUUCGUGCCUAUGUGUGCCAUCUACCUGCUCAUCUUUAUAGUUGGUGUGCUGGGCAACAGCCUGACCUGUAUUGUCAUCGCCCGGCACCGCGUAAUGCGCACAACAACAAACUACUACCUGUUCAGCCUGGCGAUUUCCGACCUUCUUGUCCUAUUGCUGGGUCUCCCGUUGGAGAUUUAUGAACUUUGGAGCAAUUAUCCUUUUCUGUUAGGAGUUGCCGGCUGCUACUUCAAGACCUGCCUGUUCGAGACGGUCUGCUUUGCUUCCGUGCUCAACGUGACCGCCCUCAGCGCAGAACGCUACAGAGCAGUGGUGCAUCCCCUCCAUGCCAAAUACACAGCGACACAAGCUCAUGCCAAGCGGGUUAUCAUUGCAUUAUGGGGAAUCUCUUUGUUGUGUGCUUUGCCCAAUACCAGCCUGCAUGGCAUUGCUACAUUAAAACCCCGUUUUGGACUCACAUUCCCUGAGUCAGCCGUCUGUGUUCUGGUGCACGAAACCUGGAUCUACAACCUGUUGGUGCAGGUGACAGCACUGCUGUUCUUCAUACUGCCCAUGUUGAUGAUCACUGUUUUGUAUGUGCUCAUCGGCCUGCAGUUGCAUCGGGAAAGAGAGUGUUUUGAUUCAAUGACGGGGCUCAGUGAGGACGGAUUGCAUCAAAGGGCAUGUCAUCGCCAAGUCAUAAAAAUGCUUUGUGCAUUGGUGAUCGUGUUUGGCAUCUGCUGGGCCCCUUUUCAUAUCGAUCGUGUCAUGUGGAGCUACAUUGACACCUGGACUGCCGAGCACCACCGUGUCUAUGAGUACGUGCAUCUCAUGUCUGGUGUCUUCUUCUACCUGGGCUCAGUGGUCAAUCCCAUCCUGUAUAACCUCAUGUCUUCACGCUUCAGAGAAAUGUUUCGUGAGGUGGUGUGCCAAAAAAGCCAGCGUCAGCUUUCCAUAAGUAAGGUCACAUUGCGCAGUGUUGUUUCUGCCACGCUUUCUGCCUCUCGUUCGUCCUCGCUUUCGGUGAAGUUUCACCCGCGUGGGCUGCCACAACCUCUCUAG
Molecule: messenger RNA, 1206 nt
Organism: Triplophysa rosa
Lineage: Eukaryota; Metazoa; Chordata; Actinopteri; Cypriniformes; Nemacheilidae
Gene: nmur1b
Product: neuromedin U receptor 1b
Exons: 2
Coding region: 1-1206 (401 amino acids)
Biological process (GO): G protein-coupled receptor signaling pathway
Cellular component (GO): plasma membrane
Molecular function (GO): neuromedin U receptor activity
Source: RefSeq, a predicted model, not a curated record